AUGGACACCGGCGGGCGGCCCUCGGCGGCCCAGCUCAUCUUGCUGGGCGCCAGCUCGGCCGUGGCCGCCGCCCUGUACUCUGUGUACCGGCACAAGGUCCAGGCAGCCCGCGAGCUCAAGGGAGCCAAAAAAAUUCACUUGGGUGAAGAUUUGAAGAGUAUUCUUAGUGACGCUCCUGGGAAGUGUGUGCCUUACGCUGUCAUUGAGGGAGCUGUGCGUUCUGUUAAGGAAACCCUUAACAGCCAGUUUGUGGAAAACUGCAAAGGAGUGAUUCAGAGACUGACCCUCCAGGAGCACAAGAUGGUGUGGAAUCGAACAACCCACCUCUGGAAUGACUGUGAAAAAAUCAUCCACCAGAGAACAAAUACAGUGCCCUUUGACCUGGUGCCCCAUGCCGAUGGCACAGGUGUGGCGGUCCGAGUUCUGAAGCCCCUGGACGCAGCUGACCUCGGCUUAGAAACGGUGUAUGAGAAGUUCCAUCCUACAAUCCAGUCCUUUACUGAUGUGAUUGGUCACUACAUCAGUGGGGAGCGGCCCAAAGGCAUCCAGGAGACAGAGGAGAUGCUCAAGGUGGGGGCCACCAUCACGGGUGUGGGGGAGCUGGUUCUAGACAACAAUUCCAUCCGUCUGCAGCCCCCCAAACAGGGCCUACAGUACUACCUGAGCAGCCAGGAUUUUGAUACCCUCCUGCAGAGGCAAGAGUGUAGCGUCAAGCUCUGGAAAAUCCUGACAGUCAUCUUUGGCUUUGCCACCUGUGCCACCCUCUUCUUCAUCCUGCGCAGGCAGUACCUGCACCGGCGAGAGCAGCAGCGGAUGAAGCAGAUGCAGGAGGAGUUCCGGCUACACGAGGCCCAGCUCCUGGGGGCAGCCACUGCCGAGGACCGAGAGACUUUAAAAAAUGCCUGCGUUGUGUGUCUGAGCAAUGUCAAGUCGUGUGUCUUUCUUGAGUGCGGUCACGUCUGUUCAUGCAGCGAAUGCUACCAGGCCUUGCCCGAGCCAAAGAAGUGCCCUAUUUGUAGACAGGAGAUUGUCCGGGUAGUUCCCUUGUACAACAGCUAACUGUUCAAGGAUUUGGAGUUUACAGAGGAAACGGUUCUCCUUUUCAAUGGAUUUUACCAAUCCCUUAGAGAGGGAGUCUGGUGGUGGCCACUUGUAACCACUAGGCAUCAUCAGGGCAUGGAGGGAGAGAGAAAAAACAUCCUGAUCUCUUAAAUACAGUUGCAGAGAUUGGACAUUGAGGCCUGUGGGAUUAUGCUUUAAAUCAAAAAGCAGGAGAGCCAAAGAGCCUGGGUGGGUGUGUGUAGCAAGGCCAACUGCGUCCUUUCUGCCAUUUCUCUGUGUGUGUGUGUGUGUGUAUGAAAGAAAGAGAAAGUUCACUAGACCCCUUAACCUCACAAGCGGUUCUCUUCCUCACUCGUGUCAGAGAUUUUCUCCAGCAUCGUUCCAGACGAGUUGCGUGAUCCCCAUUGGUUUAGGACGGCCUGGGUUCAGUGACCCAGUUAUCCCGGCAGGAGAAAAGGGAGAACAUAGUGAGUGGGGGUUGGGUUUUUCAGAGCUGCCUCAGGAGAAGCCUGGGGUCAGAACAGGAGCUGCCAGCUGCUAGUAGGACUGUUUUUUUUUCUGCUCCACCACUUGCAUAUUGUUCAGUUAUUUUAACCAAAAUUGCUAGGAAAUGAUAUGUUGAUGAGGCUUUCCUUCCUCCUCAUCCCUCUCAUCAACCAAAUAAGGGGGAUGUGUCUGUACAGGCAUGUGGAGAAGUAAGGAAGUGAAACUUACUUGUCCUAGGCCUUAUACCCCAGGCAGCUCCGCAUGGUGGGCAGGACCUUGAAGGGGACAUUAGGGGAAAAAGCUAAUCAGUCUUAUUGGUGAUAGUGGAAAGUCAGGCCUGGAUUUUGAAAUUCCUCUCUAGCUUUGUCGUGUCCCCUUUUAGCUGUCUCAUCCUCAGUAUCCUCACUGCCCUCAGAGCAGGAAGCCGACGUGUAAAUGGCAGCUGUGUCCACAGGAGAUGACGACACCAGGAUCCCUGUGCUUGGGGUUUAAGCUGGAAAUCUUAAGGCCUUUCAGAGCCACGGAAUGAUUAGGUGGUGCGCCUGUUUCAGGUGAGGAUGGAAAGUGCUCCAGACUUCUAGGAUAUCACCGAGUUAGCCUCCUCACUCUUGAAGCUUUUCACCAGUCAGGAGGAUGGGAGCACAAGUUCUUACUUGAUCCCCCUCACCCCAAAGUGAGACUGUCCCAUGGGUCUGAUAGCAUUAUUUCUUCUUGUGUUGUUUUCUCCCUUCCAUGUCUGCUUGAGUUUUGUGAGCGCCAGCCUGGGGUGGGGAUCCCCUUUCCCAGCACUUCCUCAGCAAGCCAAAGGCCGUGGUUGUAGCCUCUCGUGUCUCCUUCCCCCCUCCCGCUUCCUGGCCUCCCCCUGAGAACGGGAUGUCACGGCAACACACCAGUACUAUGCAGUGUCCCCUUCGGCUUACGUGCAGAGGACACAGAGUAAACAUUUUAUGUUGAAACUGAA
Vombatus ursinus (common wombat) is the source of this 2509-nucleotide messenger RNA. It is a transcript of the gene MUL1, whose product is annotated as mitochondrial E3 ubiquitin protein ligase 1. The coding region runs from base 1 to 1059 and encodes 352 amino acids. Gene Ontology annotation, cellular component: mitochondrion. NCBI's taxonomy places the organism in Eukaryota, Metazoa, Chordata, Mammalia, Diprotodontia, Vombatidae. Gene Ontology annotation, molecular function: ubiquitin-protein transferase activity. Gene Ontology annotation, biological process: organelle organization; protein ubiquitination. The transcript has 4 exons. The record is from RefSeq and is a predicted model, not a curated record.